Pyricularia pennisetigena is the source of this 216-nucleotide messenger RNA. RefSeq lists its product as uncharacterized. The annotation marks the transcript as partial. The record is from RefSeq and is a predicted model, not a curated record. Lineage: Eukaryota; Fungi; Ascomycota; Sordariomycetes; Magnaporthales; Pyriculariaceae. The transcript is spliced from 2 exons.
GUGCCGGGUGUGCUUUUUGCGGGGCAACCGCCCAGCCUUUGUCGAUCAGGUCUGGAGCUUAUCUUUCCUCUAGCGUCACAGCAUCCCAACAUCAGCCAAUCGUUGCCGCAUUUACCCGCUGUCAUUCUGUCAAGACGACCAGACCACCUCAAUUCGAUCCCGAACUUUCAGGACGACUCAACUGUCCAGGUGUUGAGCUGUAUUGAAACUUCCUGA